CAACAUAACAAAACACUAAGGAACUGUUAUUCAGUUGCUUAAUUUUUUAUAGCGUUAUCGACGGAAGGCCCACAACAAUGUCCGCCCAAGCUCAAAUGCGAGCUUUGCUCGACCAGCUGAUGGGAACAGCGAGGGAUGGUUCAGUGUAUCUUUGCCAGCCUACAUCAAUCUGCAAAGGAGUUGCAGAAAAGCCUCAUGUUCAUCGAGCCGUGAGUCACACAUAAUUUUUAAAGCUGUUAUGAUUAAUAUCCAAACAAUAUGUUUGCCUUCCGGAAGUUAUUGUAGUUUUUUUUUUUUUUUUUUUUUUUUUUUUAAAUAACACAAAUGGGUAAUUCUUCAAUGGCACUAGAAUUACAAUUUGGAGUAGUGUUAUGCAGCUUGAGCUAAGACGUCUGGUCGCGCUGAAUCCAAACGAGCAGUUUUCCAUUAGACGUCUGUUUUACAGAAGGCAAUUUGCAGUCGAGACAAAAAACUUUGCACACAUCAUUUACAAUCUGACUUGUGUAUGACUCCCAACUUCUUACUACAGGUAUGGGCAAGAAAACUGUUCCAAUUUAUACUUUUCUACAGCGGGUUUAAAAUUCUGCAGCUGAGGUCUUGAAGAUGCAGAAGGGUACAGUAUGUGGUGCGGAUCGCAGUGUGUAUAAACCAAAUUUUUUUCCUUGGAUUUCAUUUGUGUUUUUGUUUUUGAGUUUCUUUUCAGUGUUCAUAUCUGUAAAAGGCUUGGCUGGAACAAUUGUCUGGAAUUAUUACAUUUCUUAUUGCAGUAUUUUUUGAUAGUCACAUUUUUAACUGAUGUGUUGACUUGUAAUGUAAGGUAGCUUUGUCAAACAAUUUUAAAGCCAUUUACCUGUAAUGUGCCCUGACUAAUAAUGCUCCACAUUUAUAGAGUGGACAUUGAGCCUUAUCACAAGCUAAACUGGGUUGAGGCUCUGAUAAAUUUCACAGUUUCACUGAGGUUUGGGUAAGGUAAGCACCAAGAAUAGCAGAAAGUGCAACAUAGAGUACACGCAGAGCCACAUGUAACUUUUAUUUUUGUUAUGUUGACACACCGACAGAGGCACAGUUACUCUGUUACUGGUAAAUAAUAGAGACAUUGAGAAAUAUAGUAAUUGAUUUGGGCACAGAAUCAUUGAAUGCAGUUAAUGUCAUAUGUCUGAUCCAUUAAUGUAGUGCAAUCACAGUAAAAUAUGUUUAAGCACUGGAUACCUCGCCCCUGUUACCAAGUAUGUGAGGUCUUUCUCAUUGGUUGUUUUCUUUGGACUGUUUCAGGGGAUGAGACAAGGCAGAGGGUCAAGUUCACUGACGAGCGAGUCUGCAAAAGUCAUCUUCUCAACUGCUGUCCACAUGACAUCCUGUCUGGAACUCGUAUGGACUUGGGAGAGUGCACAAAGAUCCAUGACCUGGCACUUCGGGCAGAUUAUGAAAUUGCCUCCAAGGAGCGAGAUCUCUUCUUUGAGCUUGAUGCGGUGGAUCACCUCGAGUCAUUCAUUGCUGACUGUGACCGGAGGACAGAACUAGCCAAGAAGCGCCUGGCUGAGACUCAAGAGGAGAUCAGUGCUGAGGUGGCAGCAAAGGCAGAGAAAGUCCACGAGCUGAAUGAAGAAAUCGGGAAGCUCCUGGCCAAGGCUGAGCAGCUCGGAGCUGAGGGAAAUGUGGAUGAAGCCCAAAAGGUCCUGCAGGAAGUAGAGAAGGUCCGCACUAGGAAGAAGGAUGCAGAGGAAGAAUACAGAAACUCCAUGCCUGCCUCCAGUUUCCAGCAGCAGAAGUUGCGGGUGUGUGAGGUGUGCUCUGCUUACCUUGGACUCCAUGACAACGAUCGUCGUCUGGCAGACCAUUUCGGUGGGAAGCUUCACCUGGGCUUCAUCCAGAUCAGAGAGAAACUGGACCAACUAAAAAAAACAGUGGUCGACAAGCAGGAGAAAAGGAACCAGGAGCGCUUAAAGAGACGAGAAGAGAGGGAGAAAGAGGAGAGGAUGAGGAAGAGGACCAGAUCACGGAGCAGAGAGCAUAGAAGGUCCCGUUCUCGUGACCGCAGAAGGAGGCGCUCGCGCUCCACGUCACGAGACAGGCGUCGCUCACGUUCACGCUCCAGGGAGAGGAGGAGGCGGCAUCGCAGCCGAUCCCGCUCCCGCAGCAGAGGCCACCGUCACAGCCACGAGCAGAGCUCCAGACACAAGUCAUCCAGAGACCGAGAGCGCUCGUCCAGAGAUCGGUCACGGGAGCGAGAGCGCGACAGGAGGGACGGCGUAAACGGCAGGUCAGACUCCCGCCGGGCAGACGACAGGGACAUGGGGGACCUCUGAAGACCAAACUCCAUCCACCACAACACACAACCUCCUCCUGUGUCUCUCUCAGCUGUCCUUUCCAUGUAACAACCAGACGUUACACACAUAGUCCUUGCCUUGACCCCCUUCGUUACCCCGCCUGGCUCCUUUUUGUUUGAUUUUCCAGUUACACCUGAAAUAUUGUAUGAAGUCACCUUUCUAGCAUCCACAUAUAUCAGAAUGCGUUUGGACUGGGGGCGGGUUAGUUAUUGAUCAGUAGUGGAGUGUAUUGCAAUACCCAAAUCUGUAAUUUGAUAGUCUGUCUGUAUCCAAUACAUCUCAUGUGUUGUUAUAAACUACCCUACAAUGAUUCCAAUAGAAAAAGCAAGCAUUAAACAGAUGGUCUGCUGGACUUGAGUAUAAAAUGUAACUGAAUCA
This is a messenger RNA of Scomber japonicus (chub mackerel), 2705 nucleotides long. RefSeq names its product LUC7-like (S. cerevisiae) (gene luc7l). Lineage: Eukaryota; Metazoa; Chordata; Actinopteri; Scombriformes; Scombridae. Gene Ontology annotation, cellular component: U1 snRNP; U2-type prespliceosome. The transcript has 10 exons. The coding region runs from base 1191 to 2306 and encodes 371 amino acids. The record is from RefSeq and is a predicted model, not a curated record. Gene Ontology annotation, biological process: mRNA splice site recognition. Gene Ontology annotation, molecular function: mRNA binding.